AUGGUGGCCGAUGCGUUGAGCCGUAGAGCCAUAACUGAUCUGAGAGUAAUGUUCGCUCGACUUAGUCUAUUCGAUGAUAGGAGUCUGUUGGCAGAACUUCAGGUUGAGAGUGGAGCUACUACUGAUUUUAGGAUUAACAAUGAUGGGGUACUGUGUUUCUGCGGUUGGAUUUGUAUGCCGAAUGAUAAGGAUUUGAGACUAUCGAUUCUGAGGGAGGCGCAUAGUAGCCCUUAUGCUAUGCAUCCUGGCGGGAAUAAAAUGUCUCAAGAUCUGCGAGAGUUAUACUGGUGGCCAGGGUUGAAGCGUGAAGUUACUGACUUCGUUGCUCGCUGUUUGACUUGUCAGCAGGAAUUUGGGGUUAGGGCAGAUCUAACAUCUGAGGAAGAGCCGGUUCAAAUUCUUGAUCCACUUAGUGAAGGUGCUAUGGCGGAAUCAUAG
Gossypium arboreum is the source of this 438-nucleotide messenger RNA. RefSeq lists its product as uncharacterized. Lineage: Eukaryota; Viridiplantae; Streptophyta; Magnoliopsida; Malvales; Malvaceae. The record is from RefSeq and is a predicted model, not a curated record. The coding region runs from base 1 to 438 and encodes 145 amino acids. The transcript has 3 exons.